Molecule: messenger RNA, 402 nt
Organism: Miscanthus lutarioriparius
Lineage: Eukaryota; Viridiplantae; Streptophyta; Magnoliopsida; Poales; Poaceae
Source: the annotation of a GenBank genome assembly
AUGGCAGCCAGGAUCCCUUGCCAUCGUUACCCUUCUUCCUCCUCCUCCAUGGCCAUGAUCUGCCCAAGGUCAGGCACAAGGCAGUCGUCCUUCAGGCUUAGGACCUCUGCUCAUGGCAGCAGUUCUUCACCACACCUCUCCUUUGCUUCUGUGACAGACAAGAAAGUUCAGGUGUUUGAGGACCAAUUGAGAGGGAUCGUAUGCUACAGAGAUGAGAACGGGGAGAUGAUCUGUGAGGGGUACGACGAAGGCCCGAGGCUCGGAAUGCGGUUGCCAGAGAAGGCCUCCUUCCCAUGGCCUGUGGGGGUUCGGGUCACUGAUUUCAUCCAGCUAGCGACGCUCCAGGUUUUUGAGGACGUCGAUGUUCUUCAGCUCAGGAGUGACCAGAAGAGGCAGCUCUGA